This is a messenger RNA of Limulus polyphemus (Atlantic horseshoe crab), 2366 nucleotides long. RefSeq names its product RING finger protein nhl-1-like. The transcript is spliced from 4 exons. The record is from RefSeq and is a predicted model, not a curated record. Lineage: Eukaryota; Metazoa; Arthropoda; Merostomata; Xiphosura; Limulidae. The coding region runs from base 250 to 2226 and encodes 658 amino acids. Gene Ontology annotation, biological process: proteasome-mediated ubiquitin-dependent protein catabolic process; negative regulation of translation; protein polyubiquitination. Gene Ontology annotation, molecular function: protein binding; translation repressor activity; ubiquitin protein ligase activity.
UGGCUGCGUUUGCGUAGUUACAACAAACGUAUGAGUAUGACAGCAGUUUUUACCUGAGUGAUUUGGCAAGAAUUAAGUGUACGAUUUUGUAAAAUGUUAACUGCCUGUAGUUUUGACAUACCUUUUCACAACAGAUUAGCUUAUGAGCGAAGUUAAAACACAAAAUUGGAUAGUGAUUUAGAAUUGUUCGACGAACAUUUCAACAUUUGAAAGUUUCAGAUACGUUCGGCGGGGGUGUACUUGACAAAAAUGUCGACAGAAGACCGUACAAAUAGUCCAAACGAAAUCACCAACACACAAACAAGUGUUGAUGAACAGAUGGUAAAAAGUACGCCAUCUUUGCCAGGAUCACAGAAAACGUAUAGUGGGGAGGAUGUUGAACGAAUAGCAGAUUCCAAGACAAAACUCUUGCGGACUUUAAGUCGCAAAGGAACAGAAAACCUAAAAGAAUUGGUCAAGUGUUCCAUCUGCCUCGAUCGACUGUCCAUCCCCAAGAUGCUGCCUUGUCAACACACGUUCUGCCUUCUCUGUAUCCAGAACUGCAUUGUGGGUUCUGGCGAGGCCGCCAGGUUACGCUGUGCGCAGUGUCGAUCAGAAAUCACAUUGCCAAAGGAAGGGGUUUCUACACUUCCUGGAAACAUUUAUCUCCAGUCCAUCCUGGAUCUACUCGAAUCAGAUCACGCAGUUGUCGACGAAUUCGUUCGAUGUGCAGCCUGCCAAACCAUUUGUGACGUCAGUGUCUGUGAGCACUGUAGCAACACCUUUUGUUCGCUAUGUCAAGAUCGCCACGUGGAUGAUUUAAAGAAACAGUUAGGCCAAAUUGCUGAACAACUGGAGCAGAUGACCGAAAGACUUCAACAGCGAGAGAAGUCUUUCCAGGAAUCUUUAUUAAAACUAAAGGAAGAAAUUCACGAGGCUGCAGACAAGCGCAUUAAGAAAAUCCUUGAUACCGAAACACGUUUACUGAGAAACGUUGACCAGGUUAUGAUUAAUGAAGACGCUAGUUGGAGAGAGUCAGUGAAAAAACUUGAUAACACUGCUCAAAAUAUUCAAGAGGCUGUUGAUAAAAAGUUUGAUGAAGCAAGUACUUCAGCAGAGAAGGUGAACAUUUUUCUAGGUCUACACCGCGAGUCUUCAGACUUAAUAACAGAUGUGUCUUCUAGUUGUCAGACAAAGAUGUCGUUUGAUCCUCAGUCGUUUAAUUUAGUUACUGUAAGGAAAGAAUCUUUCGAAGAAGGAGAAAAAGAAAGUGAUUCUAAUGUUAAUAUACCACACUCAUUUCCCUCUGGUGGGAUAGCAACGAACGAAGAAAAUCCUAAAAUAAAAGAUUGGGCUGAAGCACAUUCUCGUCUUUACAGGUCAAAAUCCUUUGUUCCUAAAACGCGACUAGGCACCAGUCAGCUUCAGAGACCGUCUGGUAUUACUGUAUCUCCCUGGUCUAAUGAAUUAUUCGUUGUUAGCAUGGACAACCAUCGUGUCCUCGUAUUUGAUAUUAACAGUGGAAAGUAUCUUCGUUUUUUUGGCACCAGGGGCCAAAAACCUGGUGAAUUUCUUUGCCCAUUCGGCAUUGCUUUAUCGCAGACAGAGCAAACAAUUCUGGUCACAGAUAAAUGGAAGCAUUGCAUCCACGUGUUUAAAAAAGAUGGAAGAUUCCAGAAGCAGAUUGGCACGAAAGGGAGGUCUCCUGGACACUUUAGGAGUCCAGAGUCUAUCUCUAUUGACCAUAAUGGAAAAAUCUACGUCUGUGAUACUUGCAACGAUAGGAUUCAAGUUUUCGAUAAAGAGGGCGCAUUUUUGUGUGAGAUGGGUGUCAAAUCUCUUACUGAAGGUGGGAGUGUUCGACAGCGCAGCAUGUUCCACGAGCCCACAGGGAUUGCCGUCACUCCUGAUGGCCAAAGAGUGGUCGUCUCUGAUUUCGGAAAUCAUAGAAUUCAUGUUUUCUCGUCCAACGGAGACUUGCUAUUUACGUUUGGUCAGAAGGGUACUCAGCGUGGACAGUUCAUACGUCCAGAGUGUGUGGCCGUGGAUAGCAAAGGGUUCAUCUUUGUUGGCGAUAGUGGAAACGGACGCGUUCAAAUCUGUCGACCAGAUGGGCGAUUUAUCCGUUCCUUUGGCACCAAAGGAUGUCACAGCGGACAGUUCAGUUGGAUAUCCGGAAUAGCAAUCUCAAAUAAUUAUGAUAUUGUAGUAACCGACUUCAAAAAUCACUGUGUUCAAAUAUUUUAGGACAAAUAAGCCUAUUGUUGUUCUUAUUAACCAAGAAAUUUCAUAAAUCUUUUAUUAGUAAAAAUGUUGAAAUAUUUAAAAAACUUACAGAAGCAGUGAGAAACUACUUUGGUUUAUUUUUCAAUAAAACUUCACUUUCA